AAAGUCGGGGAUUUUUCGUAAGUGCAAUAGUUAAGUCAAUAGUCCACAAAAUACAAUUAGCCAUCCGUGCAGUUAACUCGCAAUAGCACAACAUUAUCUUGUUUACUUGCGAAAUACAUACAAAUCAGAAGUUUUAUCGUUGUAUAUCAGAAACGAAAGAUACAAUAGCAAGAAAUGGCGACUAUGGAAAAGCCAAAGAAAAGUAAAACUAAAAAAGCUAAACCCAAAAGCAAAGAGCCAACGCCCCUAAUGGAUGAGGAAGAAUUAGAAGAGGAUUCUGAUAAGGAAACCACAUCAAAUCUUGGGUCAAAGGAAGUUACUGUGGAAAAAGUUUCACAAUCAGAAGUCCGUAAAACAAGCAUUGAAGACAUUAUACAGUCAGCCACAUCCACCGCCAAUAUAGAUAACAUAGUGACUCAAGAAUGUUUUGUAGCUGCGGACUUUAAGCAAAAGGAGAAUGAAAAUGAAAACAAAGAAAAAGUGGAGCAAGAAGAAAUAUGUGUGGUACCGGUAGUUACAGCUAUAGUGGCUGCUGACGAAAGUAGUGACAAUGUUGUAGAAACUGAUGUCAACGUUGUAGUAGCUACAAAUGAAACUAUAACUGAAAAUGAAAUCCUUACGGUUAACGCUUCACCCUCUGCUCCCCCAGCUUUAACAGCCAACUCAUCAAAUGCAACGGCAUUUCCGAGUGAAACUUCGACAACUUCUGCACAAAUGGUGCAAUAUCCACAACUUCAAAUGUUAAGGCAUGAAGAAGCCAUCACUGAAGUUGUUUAUAAACCUCCUCGCCUACGUUCACCAGGUUUUCGUUUAUCCUCCAGCAAAUUGCAAGCUCUCUCACAGGAACAACUACAGCAAUAUUACUAUUGUCCCGAAUUGUCUAUGGUUCAGCAAUUCGAAAUGGAAUUUCUUAUGAACUCCUUAUUGGAGACCUAUGAAAAUGAUCCCCUCUAUGCUGCCUUGCAAGAAUACUACCACCUGCAAAGUAAAUUAACUAUGAAUCUACAUGAUGUUAAAAAAUUUCGUAAGGAAGCUGCUGCUGCUCAAGAGCAUAUAUGGGUGGAGGUGCCCAUUACCAAAACGUUUUCCGAAAAAUGUGGCGAUAAAGUGGAAGUUCGUGAAACUGUGACUUAUAAUAUUGUUCAAGUCAAUGGCAGCAAUUUGGAGGCAGCUACAUCUUCGUUGACUGUUUUGUUUGACAUCAUUUCGAAUACCUACACCAGCAAUUUGAUAACAACGAAAAUUGUAAAAAUUAAGAUUGACCAAAUGAUAGAUGAAAUCAUCGUAUUUCCCUUUAAACGCCAUGAGGGUAUAUUGGAGGGCCCCUUGAAACUUCAUAAGCAGCUGGAUAAUGACUGCUUGCAUGUUAUAGCACAAAUAAGAAGGGCUUUAAGCAUUCUCUUCCAUUUCUCUCGUAAACUAUCGCCAAACAAGGACUUUGACAAAGAUCUCAAGUCUUGGCUUCAAAAACUUAUCUCACUGCAUUUGCGUCUAGCCACCAAAGAAGAUCAUUGGUUUUUGUUAUUCAACAUAUUACGUUGCCCUAGCGGCGUUGGGGCAUGGGCCAGUGAAUUUUUACAAGUACCAUGCAACAAGAAAGAUUUGACUCCAGUAGCUUCAUCGCCCACGGCCCAUACGAACGAAGUGCCAUUACCAUUGAAUUCACCGGAAAUUGGUCAUUGUAUGUCGGUAUUGCAGAUCUUAUUGUUGCCCAUAAAAAAACGAAAUGAAUAUUUGAAACAAUUUACACAGUCUCAAAAGGAAAUCACGGAUCCUGCAAAAGAGGAACGCUGGAUACUAAUCGAUUCCGAUGGUGAAGACAGCCAUACAGCUUCCGGCGAUUGUGUGGGCCUUAAAGAAAGUGAUUUGAUAGCCUUACUAAAUCAAAUACCUUUCGAGGAAUUGUUUAGAUCCGCUUUAACCAUAGAAAAGUUUCUGGACGAUUAUAUCAUUGAAGCUGAUUUAAUAUCAUCUCAACAAAUGCUUCAAGUAUUGGCCUUCUUUUCACAACUUUUAAAUCUUUUCGGUGAAGGUAUGCUGACCUAUAGCACUGAACGUUACAAGCAAUUGGCCAAACGUUUAGGCCGUUUGAUGCGUCAUUCAUUGCAAUAUGUCUCUGAUUAUUAUGAUCUGUUUAGACAAAAUAAUCUUUCCAAAGAUUUGGCUGUUUGUGAACGCAUUGCCUUGGAAGCCAAUGUACUGCUAUUGAAAGCCUGCAGUUAUAUUUAUCGUACUCGAAAUUUGGCCACUUGGCAAUAUUUCUCUUCUCUUCCCUUUUCAUCCAUGGACUCGGAUAUUGUUUGGCAAAUAUUUUAUUAUUUAAAUGUUGGUUUUCCCUUGGAUUUUUCAAUGCCCGAAGAAGAUUACAUGGAACAUUUCAAUGCUUCUGAUUUCUGGGGCAAAUUUAAUGUGGCGAAUGCCGAUUCAUCAGAUGAGGAUCUGUAUUAUCUUUUGCAAGCAUUCUUUGAAAUGGCCAAUGAUCGUGAUAAGACCAAAGAUUGGGAUUUAAUCAAAACCAUAUGUCUGCACAUUUUCCAUAUUGGCUAUCUCAAUGUUGAUACUCGUGAUAUCUGCUAUAAGACAGCCCGUGAUAUGUUGGUCAAUCUAACGCUGACCUAUGAAGAUUUGCUCUCAUGUCUAUUGACCCAGUUGAAAAUUCGUUUCAGCGAUUGUGAAAACGUGGUGUAUCUCUUCAAAUCGUUGCCCUUGGAAAACUGGAAGCCCUCAAUGGAAAGUUUUGAAGUUCUCUCCAACUGGUUGUUGCAUUUUGAUUUUAGAUCUGCGGAAAAUAUGUUGGCACGCAUUAUUAUAAGUCAUCUCAAUUGGUCUUUCGAUUGUGAUGGCCGUCUAUUUUUACCACACAACAUACACGUGCGCAUGGCUUGCCUGAUAUCGGAGGCUUUAAACAAACAUGCUCCGGAAGUACUGGGUCUAUCGGGUAUUUCGGAAAGUGUGCGUCAAGUCUCGAGUCUCAUUGAUUUUAGUCAAUCCACCAAGGAACAAUUUACCACCUGGUGUUGGAGCAUAGUGUCCAUAUUGCGCCUACACAUAAUGGAUCAAAAUGUGGAGACGAUUAAGCGUUGCUUGCAAAAUCCUUCGGAGGGUCUAAUGUUUGUCUCCGAACUGGAGCGUAUCGAUAUGAUACAUCAGGGGGUUAACGAGAACAGACCCUUGGCCUUAUAUGUGGCUAUACUGGUUUCCUUGCAUGGUCAUUCAAUACCGGUUAUAUGUCAAAAGGGAUUUGAAUUGAUGCAACGUUUGUUAAGUGAUCAUCGUCAUGCAGCUGUAAUACGGUGCCUGGAAUUGAUAGUUCCUUUGUUUUUGGAGUCACCCGAUACUUUGGGUAAUUCGGAGAGAUUUCAUGCCAUACUGAAUAGUUUGUUGAAUGCCGAUAAGACCUACUUGAAAAUGGCCAAAGAUAUGGUGUUUCCCAAUACAGUGGGACCGGUUUUGGAGUUGUUGGAUAAUAUGAUACAUCAUCAAAUUACCUCGUAUACCAGUUAUGGUUUGACUUCACCUUUGAAUUUGAUUAAUGUAUGGCUUAACUGUUUGACCGCCUUGCCCAAUUGGCAAAAUACUUACGUGGUCUAUUUGCUGGAUAAAAUAUUACGCGUGGCCUAUCAAUUCCCCGAUGCUCACAUGCAAUGUUUGGAGUUCUUUAACAACUAUUAUAGGGAGUGUACCGAUUGGAAAGGCACCACUAAAAUGUCUAGUCUCAAAGGUCUUUUUGGCGGUAGUCAAUCUAAGGUGCCUGCCUUGUCUCCCUAUCAGCCUUGGUUGGCCAUGAUCUUGUUGGAAAUUGAAUUCAAAACCCAAGAUACUUUUAUAUGGAUGGAGUUUCUAAGGCAAUUGGGUGCUGGUGGCACCAAUGCAAAUGUUGAGGCAGUGUUGAAGAAAACUCUAUCCAUUUCCAAAAGGUCUUCUUUUCCCGCAAAUAUGUUGGUUGUCUAUAAAUAUGCCAAUUUGGUGGCCAAUAUGGACAUAAAUCAUGCUCUCUUUCCCAUUGUCAAUCAGAAAUUCUUUGAAUUGUUCCUAGCUCGUAUUCCCUCAAAUUUCGAUGAGCACAGUUUCCAACAGAUAAAUGGUGUAUCCGAUAAAAUCUAUGAAUACAAUGUGCCGCUUAUGAAAAAGAUCAAAACCCAACUGAAGGCAGCCGAGACUUUUUACGACAAUGAAGCCAAGACACAUGCCAAUGAUGAUGCGUUAAGUUAUUACUAUCGGAAUUGUGUCAAAAUAACGAAAACCUAUGCCUUAUGGCUAGAGGAUACUGCCAUCAAUAAAAUGACAAGGGAUCAAGACUCCUACCCACCUCAGUAUAACAAUGAGAAAUUAAAAGAAAUUUUCAAUGGACCAACGAAUCAUUGGACAGAGUUUUUAUAUUUACCCGCAAUACGCAAGGAGCAACGUUAUCAGGCAGAUCAAUGGGCUAGAAAAUGUUACCGCCUUCGUGCUACAAAACAAUUGCGUACACCGCUGCAGGCCAAGCCUAAAGUUACACCCAAACAACGCAUUAAAUCACAUUUGAGUUCGUACGACAAGCGUUUGGCAGCACCCAAAUAUGUUAAGCCGGAUUUGCUAAUCCAACACAGUGAUAUAACACAAAAUUCCUUAAAGGAAUUGAAAGAGAAACUUAAAGUUCUAACAAGUACAGCUACAAAAUUCCAUUUCAAAACUUCCGAAUUAAAUUCAAUUAACCGCAACUAUAUGGACAACAUUGUUCAACUGUAUAAAAUGGUGCCUUAUGAGGAGAUUAAAAUUAAAAACUGCAACUCUUUGGUUUUCAAUCGUCGCUGUUCCAGUCCCGCCAGAAUCGUAACUAUUUUGGAGAAGAUACGCAAAGAUGAACAAAUUCAACAUAAGAUCGAUGCUUUUCGUGAGCGUCACGAUAAGAUAGUCGAUGAAAUGCUUAAGGAAAAUGUAGAAGAAUUUGCCCGCUGUGUAGGGCAGAUUGGACAAAUUUUACGUUUGCUGUUGACCCGGCAAAUGGCUAAUAAUCAGCAUAAUGCCGAUGAUCGCCUAAAAUCGAAUACUGGCAUUAACUUUUUCUAUCAUGUCAUUGAAAAUAUGUCUGAGAUAACUAUGAAAUUCAAUGCCACCAAUAAAUUUUAUACCGAAUUGUUAAAUGAUUUGGGUGUUUUCAUUCAAGAAAAUCAAGAGGAUGAAGGCUUAAAGAUUUUGGAAUUAGCUUUGAAACGUCCCAACCUGUUGAAGGAGUUAUCCGGCGUAUGUGUUCCUUGUCAAACACGACCUCCAUACUUUCUGCAGAUGUAUAAAUUUCUCAUCGAUUCUCAUUUGAAACUCUGUGAUACUAAAACAUUAUUUGUCCUAUUUUCAAAGUUUGAUUUAAUUUUGUGGCUUGAAGCGUUUAAUCCCAAACUUUUCGAUAUCAAUCAACUGCUGCAGCUGGUGUUGCAAGGGCUAGAAUCAUGGUCUCAGCCCUCUUCAAGCCUAUUGCAAGACCAAUUUCGUCGUCAUUUAGUGCAUAUUUUCGAUCAUGAUUUUCCCGAACACUAUGGCGAAGUUAUGCAAAUGGUUUUGAAUAGAAUAUCGGAUAAAAAAUUAAUGCCUAUCGUGCUGCUGGAUCUAUUGAAUAGUCUAUUGAUGCAAUAUAAUUGUGAGGUAUUCACUUUGGAUACACCACAAAAUAAAAUUCAAGAGAUUUCCAUGGAUUUUGCGCGACGUCAAUCACAGUUUAAUUUAAAGGCUGCCACAGAUACGGUAAUGCUGUUUGCCCGUCACUUUCAAAAGGAGCGUCUCGCUCAUGGUCUGCAUGGCCUAUAUCCAAAGCAUAAAGACUAUUGUCAACCACUGGCCAUGUGGUUUUCCUGUUUUGGCCAUUGUGUGGUGGUCUCGGCCAUAUGUACCUAUCAGGAGCUGUUGGCCGAUCAAAUCUGUGAUUUAAUAUUUGGCUCAAUUAUCGAAAUGUAUUCACCCUGGCUCAUCAUCUACACUGAACAAACCAUUCAACAGUCUUCCGCUAAUUGGAUAAGACAGCUGGUCGACAGUGGCAAUGGCAAAAUGUUGUAUCCCUGGAGCGCACAACAUGCAAAAACCAGUAAAGUUAUGAUCAAGAACUUUGUGCAGACUUUGAUGUUUAUACUCCAAAAUCUUCCUAUAUCUCAUAAAAUAUUGGCUCACUGCUUUAGCUGGUACAUCCAUCAUUUUGCUGUUGCCAAUGUUGAAAGUCAUAUUUUUGGACCCAUCCACGAAGGUAUGGCCGAAUUGCCUUGGGAGCAUUUUCAACCACAAGUUGAGUAUGUGGAUAUGCUCUAUGAUAGUUUGCAAAAGUUUAUUCCAGAAUCCCAUGCCAUGUUGGCACACAUCUUUAUACGCCUCAAUUGGAAUGAUUGGUUUACCAACACUCUUCCCACCAUACCAUCGGCAGCACACAAAACUCUAGUGUCUCGACUCUUUACGAUAUUCAUUAAGAUAGCCUUUGAGCCCAAUAUUCAUAUGCAAAUUAAUACCAGUAAAAUAUUGGAGGAUGCCAUUAAAUAUCCCUGGCAUAUGGUGGAAUAUAGUGAAUUGGAGAAUCUAAUGAAAUGGUUUUGCACCACUGUGGAACCCACCAUUGUCUUGAGAAUACCCGAAGAGACGAAUUAUGCAGAUCGAGCUGUAUUGGACCUAAUACGUUUGGCAUGUGCCAUGAUGCCUGAAAUUGGCAAUGAAAUGCAACAAAUAUCAAAUGCCACCGCCAAACGCAUUUUAUAUACCCGAUCAAUGAUACGCCUCCAACGUUCGUGUGCCGCUAAAAAUCCCAAACUUUUUGCCACCAAAGAGGGCAAAAAGGUAUUCAAUAAUGCUUUUGAAGAAUUGCUACAAACGUUGAAUCAAUCGCUUAGGGCUUUGGCUGCCACCAAAUCACACGAGGAACAACGCAGAGAGGCCUUAAAUGUAAUGCUGGAAAUUAUAUUGCCAAUGCAAACGCAAAGUGAAGAGACUUCAAACCUUCACAUCGACAGUAUCAUUAAGUGGCAAGCCACCACUGCCGAGCCCGGCAACAUCUUAAUGUGCAGCAUCCUAUCUGCUUUGGGUCAUAUGAAAGCAUUUAUAGGUGGUACCUAUGUGCUUCUUGAAUCCACCAUUUGUUUCUAUUUCCGUUCUUCCGAAUCGAGUUUAGAAUGGCAUACCCCAACUUGGAUAAAUCUUUUGCAGACUCUACAGAUGUCUCUGGAGAAAUUGGAACUUAUGCCUAUUAUGCGCAAUUGCUCAAUGUUUACUCUAAAUGUUUAUAUUCUGUAUAAAAUGGAAAAAAUGCCUACGGUGGGUGACCAAAUUACUUUCAUGCAGGAUCUGUGUCAACUCAUAGAGAGUAUAAAAACUGAACCAUCUACUGAAGCAAUGAUGACUGUGGUUUGGGGUUCUAUGAUAGCAUGGGGAUGUAAAAUUUUCCUAAAAGAACCGCAGAAUUCCAGAAAACCUUUAAUAAUGUUGUCCAGGCAUUUGCAGCAUCUAUCCUCGCAGGCAGAGGGUUGGGGUGAUGGUCUAUUGGGAGCUAUUGGCCUAAAAAGGGAUGUGGUUACCAACAAGCGUAAAGUUCUUACACGUUGUUUGGCCAUUGUGAUAUUGUCAUUGUUUCCAAAUAUUAGCUAUAGCGGUGAACGUGUGGAACCCAAUGAGGAAUAUUGCUCUUCUAUGCGCGAACUAUCCAUGCUAUUGGCAAAUAAAAAGUUCUUGGAUGUUAAACCCUUGGUUGUACAAGCAGUUAAUAUUCUCAAAGAAAAUACUCUGCCCAAAAUCCAAGAUGUCUCACAUUUGGUUUGUCGUCUUAUAUCUCUCUUCUACUGUAGCAGUUUCUUAACUUCUGUUCCCGAAGUUUGGGAAAUGGAUUUUCAUAUACCUAGUGCUUAAGUUUUUAUUUUUUCACUUUACCUCUACCAUUUAAAAGUCUGUUCAACCAAUAGUGUUUUCGUUCUCACAUACACACUUACAUAUAUAUAUUUUUUAUACAAAAUCAUAUAAAAAUACAUUUUAUAUAUAGCUAAGCUUAGUUGUAAUCAUGGA
Stomoxys calcitrans (stable fly) is the source of this 8004-nucleotide messenger RNA. It is a transcript of the gene Epg5, whose product is annotated as ectopic P granules protein 5 homolog. The record is from RefSeq and is a predicted model, not a curated record. NCBI's taxonomy places the organism in Eukaryota, Metazoa, Arthropoda, Insecta, Diptera, Muscidae. Gene Ontology annotation, cellular component: cytoplasm. Gene Ontology annotation, biological process: autophagosome maturation. Bases 175 to 7851 code for a protein of 2558 amino acids. The transcript has 24 exons.